Messenger RNA from Tachyglossus aculeatus (Australian echidna), 2253 nucleotides. RefSeq lists its product as uncharacterized. The coding region runs from base 302 to 1504 and encodes 400 amino acids. Lineage: Eukaryota; Metazoa; Chordata; Mammalia; Monotremata; Tachyglossidae. The transcript is spliced from 5 exons. The record is from RefSeq and is a predicted model, not a curated record.
CUGCUGGAAGCUCAAUUUCCUUUCAUCCUCAGCAGAGGUCCCAGCCUCUGUUUCUCCGGGACUGAGAAAGUACAACAUCAUGUCUGGGCAGCCAAAACUGCGCCAGGAGAAUGGAGACACUAACAGGGAAUUAAGGAAACUCCUGGUGCAAAUUUAAUUAUGACCGCAGCCAGUUCAAGAAAAACAAGGUGUUUUGACAGGAUGAUCGUCUGCUUAUACUGUGCCAUCUGUAAGUGAGGAAGUCUGAAGACGCUUGUGAAUUCCAGUUUCGUGAUUCCUCUUCCUAGCAGCUCACUCAAAGAUGUUAAAAUGGCAUCGGACAUUCAAUAUUCGUGGUCCCUGGAAAAACGGUAAGAAAACUCACCCAACAGAGAAUGAGGUGGUUCUGACCAACAUGAAAAUACUAAGGAGUGAAGCGAUCCCAAGCAAGCAGUUGUUUCCUGACUUCCCCAGGGGGUCGGAGGCAGGGGCAGCAGCUGCUGUUCCUCAGGUUGUCAUCUCAGAAUGCCCAAACAAUGAUUUGAGCCCAACCAAGGUGCCAGAGAAGCCGGGCUACAUGACAGCUCAGGAUAUCCUAGGUCAGCAGCCACAGCAGGGCCAGCUCUCCAAAUUGGAGUGUGAAGAGUCUAGGUUUGAAUUACAUGGAUUGGUCAAUUCUCCCUCUACUCCAACGGAGUCAGAAAAGAGCUUUGUACUUCACAGCAGGGAGUCUUCCUAUGAUUCUGGCAUGCUCAGUGCCUCUUCCUCUCCCAGAACCAGCCACAUAAUAGCAGAAGCCGGGCAGGGUAAUCCAGAGAGCAUCCGGCAAAUCAAGGGCCCCACGGAAGCUGCGGAUCCUGGGCUGAAUAGUCCUGCAGUGGGGCUGGAAGACCUCCGGAGUUCCCAGGGGAGUGACAACCUUGACCAUCCUCUGAGCCAAAGCCGGGAGGAGGUUUCUGAAAAGGAAAACGAGGAAAAGAGCUCUGACUCCACUUCGGCUUCAGUUCCCAAAGAGGAAGAAAGACCAAUCAUGAGCCAGCCUACAGCCAUCUUGAAUAGUACCCGAUAUCUUCCUGGGCAGCAGUUACAAAAAUAUCCGAGUGACAGCUUGAAUGAAUACACAAAUGGAUGCCAUAAAUUACAUGAGGCCUUCUCAUUGCAGAUGAACCAAAGGAACCCUAAAGCUCUUGAUUUAGGCUUCAGAUAUCUGGAACACAUUUGUCAGUUGAUAGAAAAAAUCGGGCACCUGCAGGAGCACAACCUCAGUCUUCAAAAGCAAAUCCGUGGCUUGCGGAAAGAACUGAAAGUGAAACAAAAAAAUGAGGAGUAUUUUCUGCAGCACUGUUCCUGUGGCACAGCCACUGCCUUGUCCAGCUCAAAAAACGAGGGGAAAAAAUAUUGGAAUGUGAAGGAGAGACCACAUAGCCUCUUGGUUCACAGUGGAAACCAGUCGGAUCUUUCAAUUAUUCCAGAAAUCGGCAGAAAUGGUGGAAAACAGAACAGUUAUAAUGAUUACACAAUAUGACCUGCUACAGCCAAAGCAGCUAGGUUUCUUCUUCAGAAUAUGGAACCCAAAGAUGGUACUGCAGACUUUAAAGAUGCCCAGAUAAUCAUUAUCUACAAAGGAAAAGUGAACAAUAUGACAGGGGAGCUGCAAUGACAUGUCAUUAGUGUCUAUCAAUCAAUAAAUGGUAUUUAUUGGGUGCGAGAGUACAGGAUAGCAGAGUUGCUAGAAAUGUUCUCUGCCUCCAACGAUAUACUGUAACCAAGAUCUUGACCAGAGGUUAAAUGUUGUCAGUGUAUAGUGUUCACUCCAUGAAACUUAAUGUGAUUUCAGACUCUAGAAAGGCAUAGUAGAUAUGAUGUUUUUGCUCACCAGACGCAGAAGGGAUGAAGAGAAAUGUGGGAUGUUGAUGAAGGAAGAUUUACUUGGGAGACUUAAAUAGUACUCUAAAUAUAUUGUUUAACCAUUCUAUAAGAGGUUUGAAGACAGUAUAACUAGGUUAUUAUAGGAGAACAAUAACUGAUUAAAAACUAACCUUGUGAGUUAUGAACAAUAUGUUCUUAUUUCAAAGAGAAAAUUCUACCUUAGUUUUGUCAUAUAAGGCAUGAUUAUCCAGCAUCAUCUUCUUCUCAUGGGUGGCAUACCUCCGUAAGUCACGUUCAAACUGCUGUAAAUGUAAAUUAUUAUUUGGAGUCAGAUACUAUUUUAUUGUUUAAUACAUAAGCAUCCUGAGAUACCUAAAGAACGAUGAAUAAACUUACUGUGGUGUA